UUCAUGUCUCUAGUCUUCUAAAGACACUUCUAGAGUUAACCAUCAACCGCUUUGUAGCCACAACAGCAGCCAUUUUUAAUUGAUCAUUGUCGCAUAAGAUUUCUCAGGUUUUUACUUGAUUUAGUUGGUGGUAACACAAUGGAUAUACCAGAACCAUAUCAGCAAUUGAUACCUUUGUACAAAAAGCUUGAAACAAGUUUAUCUGUGAUCAAUGUUGGGAAUUCUGCUUAUGAUGAAUCAUGUCUCAAAUGUUCUGAAGUAAGCAAAAAAUUGAAAUAUUUAGAUUCAUUUUUGGAAUUGACUGACUCACUUAAAUCAGUUGUACCAAAAGGACAAUCAACCACGGCUGAAAGAGAUUUUUUUCUGGAAUGUUAUGAUAGAACAUCAAAAGAUUUUCCUGUACUUUCACCAGCAGAGCCUAAACACAAAAUUGAGGAUUUAAUCAAAAAUGUUUUAUUACACGGUCCAGAUAUUAAAGAACAGAUGGAAAUGGAGUUGGAACAUUGCCAAGAAAAAGUUAAAAAUAAUUUGAAAGUUAUAGAGGUUGCAAAAGUUAAAGCAGCUACCAAUUUAGACAAGUACGCUCGAGAAUUUUCUUUAUUUGUUGAUUCACACGUAAAAUUCAUUGAUAAACUAUCAUCAAAUAUUAAUCGUACUAGAUAAAUAAUAAUUCAUCAAUUGCAAGUAAAUUAAUAAACAAAAAAACCAUUAAAAAAAAUAAAAAAAAAUAAAUUAAAUAAAAAAAUAUCAACGUUAUCAAUGCACAAUGAAUUAUUAAAUAUAAAUAGCUCAAAAUAUUGAAUAAUACCUGAUAAUACCAAUGAAAUAUCAAAUUGUUAUUAUGUUAUGUUUAUUAUUAUUAUUUGUAUCAUUAAAUAUCAAAAGUAUUGACAAAAGUGAUAUGAAUUAAUCAAAAAUGAAAGAAAAAAAAAAUAUAAAACGUAAUAAUAAUGAUCAAUGAUUAUAAUUAAAAUAAUUAAAAUUUUCAUGUAAUUUUUAAUUAUCAAGUACAAUUUAGUUAUAAUUAAUUAAUAAACAAUCAUUAAUAAUAAUAU
Molecule: messenger RNA, 1055 nt
Organism: Aphidius gifuensis
Lineage: Eukaryota; Metazoa; Arthropoda; Insecta; Hymenoptera; Braconidae
Exons: 3
Coding region: 139-663 (174 amino acids)
Source: RefSeq, a predicted model, not a curated record